UUUUCUCUCUCCUCUGCAACCCUAGAGAAGCGAUUUGGGAGGCGAUUUGGGAGGCGACAAAAAGGAAUCGCGAUAUACGCUACUUUACUGGAUUGGAGUUUGAUAUCUCUUGUUGAUUUGGUAGCUUUUCUUCUCAUUAGAUUCACAGCACCAAAAAGAGAUGGAUAUGAAUGUUGAGAAUGUGGAACAAUGCGGUGAUUCUCUCACAAUUGAAGAAGUGGUUGAAGUUACGAACGAUGGAAAAUUGUUAUGGGAUGAGUCACUCAUUGAAAAAUUCAUGAAUAUUAUGGUGGAAGAAGUUAAAGCUAAUAAUCGUAGUGGCACAACAUUUAGUAAAAGUGGUUGGACUAAUUUAGUCAAACAAAUGAAUGUUCAAAUGGGGAGAAAAUUUGGUUUAACCCAACUUCGGAAUAAGUUUAAUGCUUUGAGGAAAAUUUAUACUGAGUUUAAGAAAUUAUUAUCGGAGACUGGCGUGGGAUAUAACCAUGAGACGGGCAUGGUUAUAGUUGAGGAAGAGAGAUGGGACAGGUUGUACAAGGUUGUUACGAAUGCAAAUAAGUAUAAAAAGUAUGGAUGUAAGCAUUUUGACAAGAUGUCGACUAUAUUUGGGGACACAUAUGCAAAAGGGAUGCAUGCCCACCCAUCCACUACAGCACCACCCACAAUCAUUUUGCCCACUCCCAAUGGUGACGAUGAUCAGGAAGAGGGUUGUGAGGUCAGUCCCCCACCUUUACGUAAAGGUAAGAAAGCCAAAAGAGAUGCUUUAUCUCCUGGUAUAGCUGCACUCUUGUCAAACAUGAAUGAGAAUUCUGAGAGGAGAGCUGAGAGAAUGGAAGCUGCAAUAGAGAAAGCAGCUAAAGCAUCUUCUACUUCUACUCGUGUAUCUUCAUGUGAGAAAGGAGAUGAUGAAGCUCUCUCUCCCUCAAAAAAUGAUAGAGAUUAUGAAAUGUUUGAUGCCUCUAUGCUCCUUUUACAAAAAAUACCUGGAAUUGAGAUGGCCCAAUUCGCUAAGGUAUCGAAGUUAUUACAUGAUUCUGAGAAGUGGCAGAAAUUUUUUCUUUCGGCACCUGAGGAUGUAAGAAUUGGUUGGGCAUUGAAUGUUUGAGUUUUUCUUUAUGGAUGAUUGUGUUUUGUGUCAUCGUUUAACUUAUUACUAUCUCACAUUUGGAUGACUGUAAUAACUUAAAUACUUUUAUUAUCUCACAUUUGGAUGACUGUAAUAACUUAAAUAUUUUUAUUAUCUCACAUCUGGAUGACUGUAAUAACUUAAAUACUUUUAUUAUCUCACAUUUGGAUUACUGUAAUAACUUAAAUAUUUUUAUU
Cornus florida is the source of this 1323-nucleotide messenger RNA. RefSeq lists its product as uncharacterized. NCBI's taxonomy places the organism in Eukaryota, Viridiplantae, Streptophyta, Magnoliopsida, Cornales, Cornaceae. The transcript has 4 exons. The record is from RefSeq and is a predicted model, not a curated record. Bases 161 to 1105 code for a protein of 314 amino acids.